Molecule: messenger RNA, 729 nt
Organism: Nezara viridula (southern green stink bug)
Lineage: Eukaryota; Metazoa; Arthropoda; Insecta; Hemiptera; Pentatomidae
Source: the annotation of a GenBank genome assembly
AUGCAUAGACAUGUUGAAAAUGAAGUACCGCAAAAGCACGAAAGUAUACCUUCAACCACCUUAGAUCCAUUUGAGAUGGUGCGUAUGGGUUUUUUAAGGGAAGUUGGAAACCAGGCAAUUUGGACCCUAUCUUCUUGUAAACCCGGCUUUGGCGUUGACCAGCUACGAGAUGACCUUUUGGAUACAUAUUGGCAAUCUGAUGGGCAGCUGCCACAUUUAAUUAGUAUUCAAUUCAAAAAGAAAACAGUUAUUGCAGAUAUAUGUAUAUACACAGACUAUAGAAUGGAUGAGAGCUAUACACCUUCACGAUUAUCUAUUCGAGCCGGUUCGAGUUACAAUGAUAUUCAAGAGAUAGAAACUGUAGAAUUCCACGAGCCAAAUGGUUGGGUCGUCAUUCCUGUAAAAAGUGCUAAAAAUGGUGUUCUUAAGACAUUUUUACUCCAGAUAGCUGUAAUUAGUAAUCAUCAAAAUGGACGUGAUACUCAUAUACGACAAAUAAAAGUGCAUUCCCCUGCUGAUCCUUUGUUUGGCGGUUUAGGACAUGGUACGCAACAAUUUCCUACAAAUUUUACUACACGUGAAUUUUUACAAUAUACUACACUUAGUAUUCUUGUAUGUGGUAUUGUACUCAAUCAGCUCAAAAGGAUAUCCAUAAUCUCUUUCUACAAUAAGAGAAGUUUUUGUCGGUUUUUAAUGAAUCAUACACGAUUUCACUAUUCUAAAAAGUAG